Messenger RNA from Chionomys nivalis (European snow vole), 7365 nucleotides. It is a transcript of the gene Srrm4, whose product is annotated as serine/arginine repetitive matrix 4. Gene Ontology annotation, biological process: neuron maturation; mRNA processing; regulation of RNA splicing. Gene Ontology annotation, cellular component: nucleus. Lineage: Eukaryota; Metazoa; Chordata; Mammalia; Rodentia; Cricetidae. Gene Ontology annotation, molecular function: mRNA binding. Bases 430 to 2226 code for a protein of 598 amino acids. The record is from RefSeq and is a predicted model, not a curated record. The transcript has 13 exons.
CUCGCGCGACCAGCCUCCUCUUCCAACGUCACAUUGUGCAAGAGACAAAACCCGGGCGCGCUGGAGCUCACACGCGCACGCACGGCAGACGCCCCGGUCGCCUCCUCUCUGUUCCUUGCGCGGUAGAGAAAGCCGGCCCAGCUUUGCUUUGCUGAGGACGCGGAGCUCAGCCGGCUCCCAGCGCAGUUCAGAGCCAAGGCGGGAGGUGAACCCAGCCGAGGGACCACCUUCAAUCAACGCUGCCUGCCAGGCUGAGUCGUCCUACUCAGUCCCAUCCCCCUCCCAGAACUCUGAUCUCUCCCCCACCCCACCCCUUGGGGGUUUCACGCGGGCAGCGCCCCGGAACCAAGGGCGUGUCAUCGGGUUUGGAAUCCACAUUUCAGCACUUCGGACAGCGCCCCGCUCGUCCGGACUCCUUGGGUUUUCAGGAUGGCGAGCCUGCAGCAGGGCGAGAAACAGCUGUUUGAGAAGUUCUGGAAAGGGACCUUCAAAGCAGUGGCCACUCCGCGUCCCGAGAGCAUCAUCGUUGCCAGUAUCACAGCCCGCAAGCCACUGCCAAGGACAGAGCCCCAAAGCAGUCUCUUGGUCCCAGCCCAGGAUGGACCUUCAGAAAAGUUGGGCCAACAUCUGGCCACUGAGACCUUUGGUGCCAACAGCUGGGAAAGAGAUAAGACCUGCAGGGAGCUGGGUCCUGCCCGAGCACACAGUGCCUCUCGAGAAAGAGACCUGACACCACCACCUUCCUCCAGGGGGAAAAAGAAAAAGAAGAAAUCAACCAGGAAGAAGAGAAGGAGGUCCCCAUCCUACAGCCCAUCACCAGUCAAGAAGAAGAAGAAGAAAAGCUCCAAGAAGCAUAAGCGAAACAGGUCUUUUUCCAAGAAGAGGAGACACAGCUCCUGUAGCCCUAAAAGCAAAAGACGGGAAGAGAAGAAGCACAAAAAACAAUCUCGAAGCCGGAAGUCUCAUCACCAUAGACACCACCAUUGCCCCUCAAGGUCUCAGAGCUCGGAACUGCGCUCUUCCAGCUGCGAGAGCAGGUACCGAGGUCGUUCUCCCGAGGAAGGGCGGAAAUCCCGCCGAGCACACUCCAGCCGCUGCUCCAAGAACCACUGCAAGGUCAGCCCAGAGGCCCGAUCCAGCCACCUGCCCAGCCAGCCCCUCCAGAGGCUCGGCUUCCUGUCAGCCAGGGGUGUAAUCUCUGGGUCGGGGUCUGCUGCUGACCUCUUUAGCAAAUCAACCAGCCCGCUCACCGCCUCCCGAGGACGCUCGCAGGAGUACGACUCGGGCAAUGACACGUCCUCGCCGCCCUCCACGCAAACCAGUUCCGCCCGGUCGCGGGGCCAGGAGAAGGGGAGCCCCGGUGGAGGUCUGAGCAAGAGUAGGGACCUCAACUGCGGCAACAGUUCCGAUUCAGGGAACUCCUUCACCACCUCCUCCCCCCAGAACAAGGGGGCUGUUCUGGAGACCGUCUCUCCCACCUGCAGGAGCAGUGAGUCAAGAGGAUUUCGGUCUCCAUGUCUACAGUGUGCUGAGGUGAAGAAGUCUAGUUUGGUCCCAUCCACAGCCCGGAGCUCCCCCAUCAAAGAGUGUUCCCGUAGCUCCUCCUACACCAGCACUCGAUCUUCCAGCCCCUCUUCCCGGUCCCCAAACCACAGAGCCUCCCCCAGGUACACCCGGAGCCGGUCCACCUCUUCUGAAAAAAGGUCCUACUCUCGCUCUCCCAGCUAUUCUUCCAAGUCUGGCAAGAGGAGCCCGCCUAGCAGAAGCUCUAGGUCUCGUCGCAGUCCCAGCUAUUCCCGCUACAGCCCCAGCAGGGAUCCCAAGUACGGUGAGAAGGAAUUGCAGCCCCGAGAGCGUGCACGCAGGAGGCGACGGUCCUACUCACCCAUGAGGAAGCGCCGGAGAGACUCCCCAAGCCACCUGGAGGCGCGAAGGAUAACCAGUGCCCGCAAACGCCCCAUCCCUUACUACCGACCCAGCCCCUCCUCAUCCAGCAGCCUCAGCAGCGCCUCCUCCUGGUACAGCAGCAGCAGCAGCCGCUCUGCCAGCCGCAGUUACUCCCGGAGCCGGAGUCCCAGCCGGAGCCGCAGCAGGAGCCAGACCAGGAGCAGCAGGACGCGGACCAGCCGCAGCUCCAGCUCUCGCAGCCUCAGCCUGGGCUCCCGGAGCCGUAGUCGGAGCCUGAGCUACAGCUCAGCGGAAAGCUAUGCCAGCACGAGACGCUAAGCAAGGGCACUCCUUUGAGCCAGCUGCCCGCCGGGACGACCCCUCUGUACUCUGCCUGUGUUCUUACUACCUGCUCUUCAUGCCAGCUCCCUGGUGACAGAUACGAAGGCUUUCUGGCUCAUGUCCUCUGUGCGUUCCUGGGAAGGUGGGACGGGAUACAGGGACUCCUGUUCCUUUGCCAAGCUGCUAGGAGCCUCUACCAGCAUCAUCCUGAGGGUCACCUGGGCCGACGGAGAAGGCCACCUGUGGAAAGCUACCAUCCAUGACUCAAAAGUUUAAGCUUGGCCAAGACACGCGGUGACAUGUUCCGCCCAUCCACUGCUCACAGGCUGUAUACUGGAGGCCAGGGUCGAUCCAUCCCUCACCCCGACCUCCUUCUCCCCGGACCCCAGUGUUGGAAAGAGAGGAGACCAAGGGUGAAGUCCAAGAAAAGAGCUUAGGGCUUUUCACCUCCCAACAUGGGCAAAGGCUGGGAGCUCCUGAGUCCUGCAGGGAGAAAGCAGACAUCAGCAGGGGAGGGAGAUGUGGGGAAGAUUGGACAUGGCAUCUGUAGUUAUUGCAAGCAGCAAAGAGUCAGGUAAUUUGCUCCCUAGUAUGUCAGCCUGGUCAGGGAAGGGACUGCAGCAGGUUCCAGCUUUGUGGAGACCCUUACAUAGGGCCCUGUAACCCCAUAAUGAUAAGAAGAUGAUGGAACAGCCAGCAUACCUUGGGCCACAGCCCUAUUCCCUAAAUUCACCUCAUCCCCAGUAGCUGGCACCAACGUGAUUCCACGGGACCAUCUGCUGAUCCUUCCCGCUGCUGUGGCUAGCAGCCAGCCUCCAGCGCCAGCCAGUCUGCCCUUGCCCUCCAGUUGGCGCCUGCCAGCCCCCUCCAUAUUGCCCAGACGGCCACACCCUGGAUUCUACCCAGGGCAGGCUGACACCUACCAUCUCACAUGGAGACCACUCUCCUUGCCUCUCAGGAAUUUUCUCAAGACGGGGACACUGCAUGUAGCUCAAUGUUGUGGGGAAUGACCGAAAUCCAGAGAGCCUGUUGAUAGAGGGACUUGAGGGGUCCCUGGCUCGGGGCUCCUGCUGGCUUCUGAGUUUGCUGUCAGCUUAGGAAAGUCAAUCAGUUGCUGCUGCCCUGGCUCUACCUUCCUCCUCCCUAGGGCAAGGGCAAGCUGCCCUCUGACACACAAACACCACCAGCUGCUUUGUCUGCAGGAGACAUUGGGAACAGGCAGGCCAGGGAGAUGGUCCUUAAAAUAAACCCACGGGCAUCCCCCUCACCAGCUGCCUGGCUUUCCAGAGUCUAGGAGGUGUUGAGUUUGUGGUGGCAACAGCUGAGGGCCAGGACAUGUGCAGAAAGAGGUUCUCUCCCCAACUCCGGACACCAGAACACGAUGGCUGCCACGAGCCAGCAUUGUUCAUCCCGCUUGCUCCAAGGAAAACAUCUGGAGGGGGUCCCAUCUUAAAAGCAAUGAUCGAUCCAUGCCAAUUUUUCCCAACCUAUCAGCCUAGGGGUCCAGCGAGCGCCAGGGAAGUUCGUUAUCUGGUAGGCAAUGAGGAGCACCUGUGGCCAUACUGGCUUUCCUACCAUGGCUUCCAGCCUAGACCAAAACUCCACCCACCAAGACUCAAGGAUGCCUAAGCUGACACCACAAAAGGCCGGAUAGCAGGUGCCUGGCACAGGAAUCGGUGCCCCCGGAGGGCAUGUACAGCAACUGUAAAUAACCCUCAUCCCUGCCGGGUUGCCAACCCCGCCUCAUCUCCCUCACGGAGACAGAGGCUUCCAGGAGCCACCGAACCUCCUCAGCAGGACAGCUUGUGAAGGCAUGAGAGCCUCUCUCAAAGACACAGACUAUCUUCAUUCAAACCACUCUAGGGGACCAUUUUGCCCAGGGCUCCUAGCAAACUUUUAUUUAAUCAUUUAUUUAUUUAUUUAUUUUUAUUUAUUAUUUAUGUGUUGAGCUCUUCUUUCUCACCAUUAGCAGUAUUUUUAUUUAUUUAUUUAUUUAUUUAUUUAUUCCGAGAGAUUGUGUAUCAAGAUAUGUGAUCAUGUGUAUGUAUUUGGUGGGAUGGUCUUCUAAAUUAUUUGUGCUUUAAAAAAAAAAAAUCCUGUUGCUAUGGCUGCAGUUGGAGAGGUCAGAGGCAUCUUGGUCUUUCCCAUGAAUGUUUUAAGCCCUGAACAUCCUGGAACUGACCGGGAAAUAUACGAGUCCCAAGGUUCAUUAUUCAACUUGCUGCCGGUGAGGUGCAGGUCUGUGCCUCGGCUCUUCAGACGCAUGCUGCACCACUACUGUAUCAGAAAGAUGAGGUCAGUCACAGAGUCCAUAAGCCUAAAUCCAAGGCUGGGGCCUGAUGCUAGAAUGUAGCUACGCAAACGUGAAAGAGUCAGGAAAUCUUUGGCUAACUGCUUAGAGUCAGAAUGCUGUGUCUCGGCCGGUCUUCAGAGACAUCAGUGGCACGCAUCAGAGGCCCUUACCUCGUGAUUGGGAAACCCUGUGGUAAGAAGGGUUCAAUACUUACUAGCAUGGCUCUUGGAGACAAGGUGUCAAUUUGAUGAGGUUUGAUUGAUGCUCACCGUGGGAGAGAAAGGCAGGACAAACCCAGGGAAGACAUGGUGCUCUUCCUGAUGUCAGCGAAAGGCACCUGCUUCUCCUCCUGCUCUCUAGUUCCCCUCCCCCAGCUUUGGAGGUUGGAAAACGUGCCUGUAUCGUCUGAAGUAGACAAACACUGUUUUGUGAAGAGGGCAGGGGCCAUCCUGGGAGACACCCAAACACCCAAAGCAAAUGCCCUUUUCCUGUGUUCCAUUUGGGAUAGCACAAAACAACUUCCAAGAUUAGACAAUAAAGUACAGAUGGAGGGACAGCCAGACGUCCCCAGAAAGGUCAUUUCUAAGCUCAUUCUGGGAACUAGGUCCUAGAGACCUUUAUCAGUUCUGCCUUCCUAACCAACUGGCAGUAACUCUGGCUGCAGGCUACAGCGAGCUCUUGCCCUUUCUGUGGUCAUUCUCCAUGGACUUUCAAGGUCAGCUUGCCUGGUCCAGUUGUGGAGUUAGUAAAGCUUUCGCUAUAUCCCUGACUCUUCUCUUUAACAUGGCUGUCAUACUCUAACUCAAGCAAGGCGUUAUUCUUCCCUUGGAAACAAUUGUCAGAAGCUGGUUUAGAUACCUGUAAGGCUAGGUGCACUGCCCUCCUCCUCCCCCUCCUCCUCCUCCUCCUCCUCCUCCUCCCCCUCCUUUUCCUCCUCCUCCUCCUCCCCCUCCUUUUUCUCCUCCUCCUCCUCCCCCUCCUUUUUCUCCUCCUUCAUCUGUCUUGCCCAUUCCUUUUCUCCCCUAUACUGCUUUGCUUUCCAAGCAAACAUGGAUCUCCUUCCAGGACACUGCUGACCUUGGCUAACUAGAACCAUGGAACUCUGGUCUAUCUAUCCACCUUACCCUCUUUACUUUCCGUUUCUGGGGAAUAACUCCACUUGGAAGCAAUCCACAGCCGUGUUUGUACAGUGGAUUAUCGUACUGUGUUGUGGAGACUGCUCACAGUGAAGGUGUAAUUCACCCACUAACAUCCAAAAUGGGUGAGAGUGUAGGCUGAGGUUUAGCAACAUGCUGCCAAAGCCCCUUGACCUUCCCGCUGUGCUGUGCUCCUCAUGAGUGCAAUAGGGCUAAUUAUCACCUUACUGCGGAUCAGGGUUCCCACUUAGUGAGGUGGGGUAGUUGGCAAAUAAUUCGGAUGUUGGCCUGAGGCCCAAGGGAGCCAACAAACACAAUGAGUUCCACUGAGACUCGGGAAGGAAAGGGGUUUGAAGUGCUAUAAGGAGAUUCCUAGGAAUAGCUAAAAAUAGCACCUGACUCCCUACUGGGUGACUAGAAAGUGGACUAACCCCAUCCAUGUCUACCAAAGUUGGACUUCAUUCUAGGCUCUCUUUGAGACCUCCUUAGAAGGCGACUCUGCUUUUCUGGAACAGAAUAAAAUGGAGAUGUUGGGGAGGAGUUUGGGUCUCGGCCUCAGAGAGCCCCUAUUCUUACAUUUCUCAGCCCCGUUCUCUUUCCCAGAAGGGUUUGCUUAAAGAAGUACAAGAUUGGGGUGCUACCAGAGGUGGAAAAAGCAAUGAGUUGUCUUUCUCAAGGUCAGCUUCCAACUUUUCUGCCACAUUUCUUCUUCUUUGGUGCUGGGGUAGAACCCAAGUGCUCCUGCACGCUCGUCAAGUGCUCCUGCACGCUCAUCGAGUGCUCCUGUACGCUCAUCGAGUGCUCCUGCACACUCGUCAAGUGCUCCUGCACGCUCAUCGAGUGCUCCUGCACGCUCAUCAAGUGCUCCUGCACGCUCAUCAAGUGCUCGUGAACGCUCAUCAAGUGCUCGUGAACGCUUGUCAAAUGCUCGUGCACACUUUUCGAGUGCUCAUGCAUACUUGUCAAGUGUUCUAGCAAAUAGGUCACACCCUCAGCCCUGUGCUAGGUUCCCUUUGCCCCUUCUCUUCUGUGUGUAUCCUGAAUAGUCUCAUGGGCAUGUGUCUGUCACUUUGGUUUCCCUUCUGAUGGAGAAAAAAUUUGAUUUGAUAUUAAAAUGGCACAUGUCCCCCUCCUCCACUAGCCAGCCCACCAGAGACUUGGGCCAGACACAACGUCACUGCACAACACUUUAAAGAACUCUAUCCCUUCUCCGUUCUGCACUGAUGAGCCAAUGGCAUUGACACCAUCAUCACCAACCUUCUGCAACUUCUUUUUCUGUUUGUGUGUUUGGGUUUUGUUGUUCCUCUCUGUUUUCAUUUUGUGAGUCGAUUUUUGGCUUUAUUCCUUUCUUUUUUGGUGGUUGUCAUUUUGCAUUGUAAAUACCAUGAUGUGAGGCUGUCCUUGGAACAUGACUUAUUUAAUAAUUUAUUAUUAUUUCCUAUUUAUUGAGUGGUAUUGGGAAGGGAGGGGAGCCAGCCCUCCCCUUGGAUUGCCACUGGAAACUAUCCAUCUGUCAGCUCUGGGUGCUGCUGUCGGUAAUGGGGGAAUUAUCACCCAGGCAAUGAAUGCUGGAGUCACCAGAGAAUUGGAACCGGCAGAAACAGAGGCCCCCAUCAUACAAAUUAAGCCCAAAUGGAGCUAAAACGCUGGUUAUCUCCUGAAAACCUCAUUUAGAUGGAAAUUAAUUGAAGAACUCAAAUGCCUGUA